AUAUCACGGACCAACCAGCUUUUACUAAACUCAUCAACAGACCUUUAGUUCGUGCUGACGUCACACGCUGCACGUGUGAUUAACACAGUUAGAAGACGCACGGUAGACACGUAAAACGUAUCUUCGACAGAGAGCUAGUGUUUUCGCAGUAAUCUCGGGAAGCCUCCAGACACAAUCUUCGCUUUUCUCCGUAUCAGUGAGAAUCUCAUGAUGCCAAUGAAACAUCCUUGUGUCGCUCUUCUGGCGGUUAUAUUCGUUUCAAUAUCCUCGUGCUCAGCAACCCAGUCAAGUGACUCUAUUACUCACUUCACUCAAAGACAACCCUUGCCGAUGAAACGAGGAAGUCAAAUAAGUAUUAUCAGUGCUUCGAAAACGAGAGACGAAACAAAAGAAUGUCACAAGUAUGCUCUUCACAAAUGUGGAAACAUUUUUUUGAGGGUACUGAAGUUGCUUCAUUUCCUAAGAGAUCAUCAUUCGUACCAAGUUAAAUGCUCUUUAAGACAGGCCUUUUUCACCUGCAUACAGAAAUUACGCAAGAAACCGUGUUGGCAUCACAAGCAUCAUAUAAAUUACAACUUACGGGUAUUUAGAAAGAAACUCGCCGAUAGUUUAUGGUCUACGCGCUCUUGUGUUCUUUUGGUAACUAGUGAAAUCAACCAGUGAUUUACUAAAUAAUCUAAACUCUAAAGAGCUUUAAAAUUCUCCCUACAGUCAGUGGCUGUGAUAGAAAGCGCUGUAUUUAUGGCGGUUUUCUUCUGUUUUAUACGUUGCAAAUCAAAGUUUGCUUGUUUUGGUAAGAUGUAAAAAUCAUAACGUCCAAUUAGUAACUUUUUAGAUUAUUACUUUCAGUAAAAAAAUAUUUAAAGGCAUUUUAAAAUAAAUUAAUUAAUUGAGCUUUUCAAUACUUCAAUAUCAACAUACUUGGGCAGAGUGGACUCGUGUUUUCAAGUAAGAAAUUGUGUUUAUUAGGCCUAGAGCAACCUAACGUCAAACUAUUUUAACGGACUAACCAUUACGCUAUACAACUGGGAGUAAUAGACAAAAUGAACUAAUAUAACACAGUUUCUUGAUAUUUAAAAUAAUGCACUAUUUGCGUCUAGGUAGAAAAACGUUAAUAAAAUAAACUUGUUUAUAUGUGUUAAAGAUUAUCUUGGAUAUAAAAUCUUAAUGAAGACACCAAGUAGUGAUUUGUUUACAAGUCGACUGAGGAAGAUAAAAUUAACUUAUUAAGGCUGAAAAAUAAAACGCUAGUGUUUGUAAUUUUAUCGGGUAUAGUGUGGUUAUUAAUCAUAAAAGUAUUUAAGAAAAUAUUUAACGUUUUUUUAUUUUUAUUGCAAAGCAUUUUGUUAGACACAGUUAGUGGUGGUAUUAAAUUUGGGCUGUAUAAACCUAGUAUCGUAAUAACUUCUAAGUGGUACGUAUAGUUGUUGUUUCAAUACGCAUUUAUUUUGUAAAUUUUAUAAAACCCAGAAUUCAAGUAUAAUUCAUAUGAGUUGCAUAUCUGUAGUUCUGCUUGAAUUUUAUUACUCUUAUUCAAACUAUACUUCAUCUAUAAUAUAACAUCAGUGACAUUUUUAUGUUUUAGUUACGUUGUUUGUAUGCUGGUUUGGUUAAA
Limulus polyphemus (Atlantic horseshoe crab) is the source of this 1615-nucleotide messenger RNA. RefSeq lists its product as uncharacterized. The record is from RefSeq and is a predicted model, not a curated record. The coding region runs from base 208 to 663 and encodes 151 amino acids. NCBI's taxonomy places the organism in Eukaryota, Metazoa, Arthropoda, Merostomata, Xiphosura, Limulidae. The transcript is spliced from 5 exons.